AUGCUGAGUUCUCCUGAAGAUGACGAGCCAUUAGAAGCAGAGACUCAACGACGACGCAAGCAAUCCAUUCGCCGACUUCAUGCCAUUCACGAAUUAUUGCAAACCGAACGUGAUUAUGUGGAAGAUCUGCAUCAUCUAGUCAAGAUAUGCUUUCAACAGGCACUGGCUCGCCAAGAGUGGAUUCCCAAAUCCAAUAAGCAAAUGAUUAUGCGAAACGCCGAUGCCAUUCUUGCAUUUCAUCAACAGUUCCUUGCAGAUUUGGAAUACACUCUCUCAAAUGACACUGGAAAUUGUGUCAUCACCAUCGCCAACUUAUUCCUUCAUUUGAAUCAGUGCUUCCUUCUCUAUACAUCUUAUUGUGACAGACACACAGACGCACUGGAUUUGUGUAUCGAGUACCGGAGCAAGCCCGAAUGGACUUUGUUUCUAAAAGAAUGCGCGGCAGUUGACCCCAUGCAGUCGCCUUCCAACCCAUCUGUAGCCAACAAACGCCUUCAUUUUGAAGAUUAUCUCAUCAAGCCUGUGCAAAGAAUAUGCCGUUAUCCCUUGCUUUUUAGGGAAAUCUUGCGGAAUACUCCUUCGGAAACAGAGGAACAUAUUCUCCUUCGAGAAGUCUUACGAAAAAUGCAGGCCAUUUUGACGGAUAUCGACCAACAGAAAUACCAACGUGAUAUUCGUAAACGAACGGAAUUGUUCAUUGAACGGCUCGAGGAAGACUGGAGGAUGAAGAAGCGUCACUUGAGCCGGCUCGGCAACCUAGAAAUUGCCGGUGCACUUGAUGUCACAUUGGCUGCCCCAGGUCAGACCACCACUCGGCCACGGUAUUUGGGAUGUUUUGUAUUCCCCACCUAUAUCAUCUUCGCAAGAGCCAAGAAAGUGACCUCGUACGUUCCUAAGCAUUGGUUUCCUCUCAAGCUCGUCGAAGUCCAAGAACUGCCCGACCGACAUGGCAAAACCGAAAAUACCUUUAUCAUCCGAUGCCGACAGUAUGUGUUUACAUUGACGGCCAGUUGUCUCCAGGAGAAACAUCUGUGGGUCAACAAGUUGGUGUCCCUUGUCGAAGGUGCCAAAACCAAAUCCAAUGUCGACGGUCACGGUCCCGAAGAAUUUUUGGUCACAUCGCUUGCUGGCGUUAAUUUACCUGCAAAUACCCAUCGACAACCGAUUCGCCUAUCCCACUCCGUCACCAAUUUGUUUGAGUUGAGUAAACCGUGUCCAUCAUUCACGACAGCCAGUUUAUCUCCCUACGAAAACGGCUCGAUGCGUCGAUCAUUGUCCGUCAGCUUGAGCCUGCACCUCGCCAAAGACACUGACAACGACAACGACAACGAGGUGAUGCCCCCGUUGCCUAUCAACACCAUGCAAUUGAUCCAGCGCUAUUCCACCGAUGAAGCGAGCCAGAAAAAGUGCCAAGAACUGAAAAACCGCAACAAUUCCGAAACAUAUACAAAGCCGUCCCUUGAAUCGUUUGGGGUGGCGAAUAUGCGAAAACGACCGAGUUCUCUGGAUCUACUUUCCUCAUCGCAUUACUCACCGGGUAUGCUGGGUAAGAUACGCAACAAUCAUCAGAACACUAUACGUAUAUCCACCGAUCACAAGUUUCGCGACGUAUGUACUCAAGAGUACUUGUCAUCACGAGCGUGGUAC
Radiomyces spectabilis is the source of this 1647-nucleotide messenger RNA. Its product is annotated as Dbl homology domain-containing protein. Lineage: Eukaryota; Fungi; Mucoromycota; Mucoromycetes; Mucorales; Radiomycetaceae. The record is from RefSeq and is a predicted model, not a curated record. The transcript is spliced from 5 exons. Gene Ontology annotation, molecular function: guanyl-nucleotide exchange factor activity. The annotation marks the transcript as partial.